CGCUCUUUCUCUCUUUCUUUGACUCUCACAAGCACGCAUACUCGCAUCGCAAGGACAGAGACUGCGCAACCUACGACGACGAAGCACGACACUACAUUGAAUCCAACACGCGCAUCAACAACCCACAUCCGCCAGCCAGGUCCAUCUCAUCCCACCCCACCCACCCCAAUAGUUUUCACGAACCUCGCUAAACUCUAUAUCCUCUUCCUUGUUGCAAGACUUUGUAUCAAACGCCAACAACGACACUCGACAAGGAUAGACGCGUCGAAAGAGAUCCCUCAGAGAGUAUCCACCCACCCACGACAUCUCCCUCCACCAGCCCACCCCUGUUGGCUCGGCACGCACAGGCGUUUGUGAAUCGGCCCGCCAUUGUCACCCCCUCCAUCACAUUCACCCUUGACCCAGAGGCAUCGCUUUCUAGCAGCGCAGCAACCUCCAAAGUCUUUUCUCGGACCAGUGACAUUUGUCGUCUCUGCUUGGACAUAACUCGACAAGAGACAGGCAUCUCGCUCAAGCGCCCGCAUCACACCACCGCGACCCCCCUUCUCGCCUCACUCCACUCACCCCCUUCCCUCCCCGCCAAGCCCCUAUUCCGCACCGUGACCACGGCCACGUCUCCUCCGUCCUCGACCCAUAACUCCAAUCCCACAUUCACACGCACACCACCCAUCUCACAAUGGCAAUGCAAUACCAGAGCCAGCCACAACAGCACCCAGGCUAUGGCGGCGCGCCUCCUCCAGGUGGCCCUGCUGGCGCCUACGGCGGCGGCGGCGGCAACAACGGAUACCCCAUCAACACGAAUGGCAACCUGCCGCCGCUUCCGCCCCAACAAGCCAACAACUCUCCCUACGGCCAAGCCGACCUGGGCUACGGCUACCCCGACGGCGGAUCAGCACGCUCAUCACAGGUCCGCAUGGAGUCGGGCCCAAGGCCGCUGAUGGACCAAUCCCAUCUUCGGCCAGGAAACUCUGCAGAGCUUCUCUCGCACGACCGCACGCUCGAGCUGUACCGCGAAAAUGCCAAGAAGACAAACGACCCCGAGAUCAUAUUCGAGUUUGCAGUCUUCAUGAUCGAUGCGGCAAAGUCGAUGGUGGCCCCGGCCAACCCAGACGACCCAGCCGACCCUGCCAACAGGCCCAACCGUGUUGUGCUCGAGAAGCGCGACGAGCUCGUCAAGGAGGCUACCUCGCUGCUCAGACGUCUCGCAGACCGCGGAUACCCCGACGCCCAGUACUACCUGGCCGACUGCUACGCCAACGGCAUUGGAACGCCCCGCGGCAAGCAGGACUUUGACAAGGCGUUCCCCCUCUUCUCCCUCGCCGCCAAGCACGGACACCCUGACGCAUGCUACCGCGCCGGUACGUGCUGUGAGCACGGAUGGGGCACUCGCCGAGAGAGCGCCAAGGCGAUCCAGUACUACAAGAAAGCGGCAGUUGGUCUCCACCCUGGCGCCAUGUACCGCCUCGGCACUGCGGAGCUCAACGGCUCACUAGGAUUGUCCAAGCGACCAAAGGAGGGAGUCAAGUGGCUCAAGCGUUCCGCCGAGCAUGCCACCGAGGAGUUCCCCCAUGCCCUCCACGAGCUCGCUCUCCUGCACGAGCGCGGUAUCGACAACAUUGUGUUCAUCGACCUCGAGUAUGCUGCGGAUCUUCUUGCACAGGCCUCGGAGCUCGGCUACGCUCCCUCGGCAUUCAAGCUCGGCGAGUGCUACGAGUAUGGCAAGAUGGGCUGCCCCGUCGAUGCGCCCCUGUCGAUCCACUACUACAACAUCGCCGCGCAGCAGGGCCACCGCGAAGCGUGCUUUGCCCUCACGGCGUGGUACCUUGUCGGUGCGGAGGGCGUCCUGCCCCAGUCGGACACGGAAGCGUACCUCUGGGCCAAGAAGGCUGCCGACCAAGGCCUUGCAAAGGCACAGUACGCCCUUGGGUACUUUACCGAGACUGGCGUUGGAGUCGAGCCCAACCUCGCCAACGCGAUGAAGUGGUACCGCCUCGCGACUGAUGGCGGUGACAAGCGCGCGGCCAAGCGCCUUGCGCAGGGCAUGUCGGGCGCGGGCGCGCUCAACCGCAGACUCGAGGUCGAGGCCAUGAAGGGCGGCGGCGGCGCGCCCGGCAAGAAGGAGGACAAGGGCGACUGCAUCAUCAUGUAGGCGGGGCAUCGUGCCCGAUACCACCACGACAGCGACGACACGAGUACCCCCCUAGACGACGUUGACAGACAUUACACCAUUGAUUAGAGUUUCCAUUCUGGGCAGCGGCGUGAGCUCCCAUAGCCCAGUGUAUCUAGUAUGCGC
Messenger RNA from Vanrija pseudolonga, 2293 nucleotides. RefSeq names its product Protein SKT5 (gene SKT5). NCBI's taxonomy places the organism in Eukaryota, Fungi, Basidiomycota, Tremellomycetes, Trichosporonales, Trichosporonaceae. The record is from RefSeq and is a predicted model, not a curated record. Bases 677 to 2149 code for a protein of 490 amino acids. Gene Ontology annotation, molecular function: protein binding. The transcript is spliced from 4 exons.